This is a messenger RNA of Onthophagus taurus, 7228 nucleotides long. RefSeq names its product sodium potassium chloride cotransporter (gene NKCC). Gene Ontology annotation, molecular function: sodium:potassium:chloride symporter activity. Gene Ontology annotation, biological process: potassium ion import across plasma membrane; chloride ion homeostasis; sodium ion homeostasis. The record is from RefSeq and is a predicted model, not a curated record. Gene Ontology annotation, cellular component: membrane. Lineage: Eukaryota; Metazoa; Arthropoda; Insecta; Coleoptera; Scarabaeidae.
UUAUCAAUAAAGUGUAAAUUUCCCACUCCAUUGUACGACAUGCAACCCCAAACGAGAACGUGCCCUCCCCCAUGCUUUACCGUUGGAAUUAAAUUUUUCGUUUUUUGCUUUUCGCCAAAUCAUUUGUCGGCCGUCAGAUGAAAAUAAGUUAUAUUUUGACUCGUCGCUAAAAAUAAUAUUCUUCCAAAACAUUAUUCACAUAUUCAUUUGCAAACUGUAGUCGCUUAAGUCGAUUUCGCUCACUUAUGAACGGCUUUUUACGUGCUACUCUUCCAUGGUAGCCGGCUUUACGGAGAACUCUUCUUACGGUUUCAGGAUGAGCCCUCUCUGCGAUAUGUACAGCCAAAUUUUGAGCGCUAGUUUUGGGAUUAUCUUGGACUUCUUUCAGAAUAGCCCGUUGUUCACGAUCGCUUAGUAUUCUUGGUCGUCCAGAGCGAUGCAUGUUUUCUACACUUUUGCUGGUGUUAAACUUGGUAAUUAUAUAGCGAACAGUAGAGUGUGGCCGUUUAAUAAUUUUAGCACUUCUUUAGUUUUCGGCAUUUUGACUCAAACACUGAUACGAUACGAUAGGUUAUUUAUUAGCACGCGUCUGUAGGGAUGUUAUCUUAACAACAACUGAUGUACAACUAACGCUGCGGUCUCUGUGCGUGUCUAGACUUGUCCGAAAUACUAGUGUACAAAUACUUUUGUGACAUCGUAUUUCAGAUUUUACUCAAUAUUCCAUUCGGAAAAUACUUAUUAAUUAUUUCAAAUGUAUACUAUUUCUCAGCACAUGUAUCUGAUUAGAGAAAAUGUAAAAAAAUGCUUCAUAUGCUGUUUAGCUUUUUUUUUUAGUAAAUUGGUCCUGUGCAAAUACUUAAGUGACCCACUGUAUGAGUUUUUUCCUUUUGAUUCACUUUUGUUCCAUUAAUAUUAAUUCAUUAUUAUUAUUGUGAACUGUAAUUUUAUUUGUAUACAAUUGGUUCUUUGUGGUACAGUGUUAUUAGGUUCGACCUGUUUCUGUACCCACUUGAGAUAAAUAAAUAAAUUCUAUGAAUUAAUGGUAUUGUGUUUCCAACUCGGAUUCUGUUAUUCCGACCCAUUAUGAAGAAACGGACCAUCUUCAUGAUUUUCUGGAUGUAGGUUUUGUGUUCGGUAGUUUUGACUUGCUAAUUCGCCACUCUCUCUAAACUCAUCUUCUUGCACUUCGUUGCCAUUUCGACCAUUUUCUAAAGAUAAAAAUGUUUGUAUUCGUGUUUCUUAUAUCACAACCUCAAAAUUUAUUACUUUUAGAUUCUAGCUCAUGCAACCAUCGUUUCGAUCCAUAUUUCACAAAGUAACUCUAACUCAAAAACAAUCAAGUUAUAAGUGUUUGAGCACAUACUCUCUAAAAUUUACCGCCAUUACUAACCUCAUUAUUUUAUCACGGUUUCUUUUCCACGAGCCUGAUCGUAUUUGGCGUUUUCGUGGUUUAUUAAUUUCUUCUUCAAUAUUAAUUUCCAUUUUACACAAUAUAAUAACCGCAAUGAACAAAAAUUUAGCGUUUCUAUAAGAUAUUUAAGAUCAUAAAUGCUUUAACGCAUGCGCGGUGGAUUUCGAUGGGAUAUGGUCUGUUUUGACACAAAUAAGAAAGGGAAAACAUGCAGAGAGCCAUCUAGAGUUGCAAAAUAAAAUAAAACCGAAAAUAACAAAUUGUGGAUUUGGCCGUUUUUGAUCCUAAGCUACUCAGAUAGUCGUUAUGCAUCGAAAACCUAAGAAACAAGGGUAUUCAUCCGAAAAUAUAUGUUUUAAUGUUAAUAUUAUGUUUUAAUGGCGUCAGAUUUGGCGGGAAGUACAUGUUAAUUGUUAGUUCAUCUGAGCAAAAGAAUAUUGUGUACAAAAAUAGGAAAAAAAGCCACAACAUCUCAAAAUCCUGACGUGAUGAUCCAAUUCUGAGUUCGAAUUACUCAAAAAUUACUUCGAAAAUGAUUUUUAGCUUAACAAAACCUUGCAGAUCUGUGUAAUUAGAGAUUGAUGUUUUUUUUGACACUGCCAAUUGAAAUUUUUUUAAAUGGUGAUCUUGAAUUUGUUUAAUUUAAUGAGAUGAUGAAAAGAAUCGUUGCUCAUUGUUAAAAAAUUUUUAAUUAUUAAAAAAAAUUGAUAAUAAUCGUAUAAAAACCGAUUAGUAACUCUUGAUAUUAAAAAGCUGCUACAUUUUCAAAAAUUAAGUGAUAUAUUGUAAAUACUCAUUAAUACUUCAAUAAUUAAAAAAAAAUUAAUUGUAAUUGGAGUAAUUAAUAAAGAUGAAAUAAAACUAGUUCCUUCAUCUAAUCCACCAUAAAGUCAAGGUUUCCUUAAAAAAAGGUGUUAAUUUGAGUUUAUUUAGUUUAUUUUAGUAAAUAAAUUAAAUUGUAGGGUAAUAAUUAAAUUACUUUGAAUGAUGUGGUGACGAUAAUUCAGGUUGGAUACAUCUAGUUUUACCAGAUUUGGUUGGAAUCCAUCGGAAAUACGCGAUAAAGUAGAUAUCUCACCGCUUUUUGUACCUGGCGUGCGAAAAUUGACAAACUAAAUUGAUAAAGUAUCGAUAAAAACAAAGUUACUUCAUUUAGAUAAUAAAUAAAUACUUGUAUGCGAAUUCCAAAGGUUAUCUGGACAUUGUUAAAGCAAUUUUAAAAUCCGAUUAGAUUCAGGUUCAUCAUCAAAGGGAAGAGAUGAAAGAGGUUGAAAAGGGACGAAGGUGAAGAAGACGAGCGAUUUCUAUUUUUGAAAUUUUGUAAAUACAUGAGCUAAGUUGUAGCGGAUUCAAUUUAAACUUGAGGUUAUUAAUAUUUGGAAUGUGAUUGCUUUGAUUCAAUGAUUGAAAGAUUUAUAUUUAUUUGUGGAAACUAAAUUUCAACGAAAAAUGUUUCGAAAUUUCAAUCUAAUCGAACUUUAAUUAAAUUAAUUGUUGAUACAGAUAUGUUUGGCAACCCUUAAAUUUGAUUACAACUUAAAAUUGAUUACAACAAAGAAAAUCAAAUAAACAACAAAUAUUUUUAUUGGGAUAUAUCAGAUAAUAAUUAAAAGUAAAUAACAUAAAGUUACUAAAUUAUAAACCUGAUCACCACACACAGGUAUAUGUGGCUUAACAAAAACGUGUCAUUACUAGUUGGAACUGGAUCCAACCAAUAAUAUUUACACUCAAAGGCACACUUCAAGUCAUCGGUUUUUAGUUGUUAUUUCAAAAAAUCCCCUCUCGAACUCGAAAAUCACCAUUAAGAUUACAAAAAAGGAGGGAAAUAUUAAAUGUGUUAAUUUAAUUUUUUUUUUUAUAUAAAAUUUGAAAAUGAUCCUUGUCCUACUUAAGGAACAUAACUUUAUUGUUUUGAUUUAAAAUGUUGUAUUCAUUUUAAUUCAACAAGGUUUAAAGUCUUUAUGAUAAAAAUCAGAAAUUCCUUUAAACCGUAACAAGUGCGUCUUAAAAGCACUUAAUAAAUCAAGAUCAAAUCAUCAAAAAUUUAUUUAAAAUAAAAAAAAAAUAACUUGGUGAUUUGAAGUAACUUUGAAGGUCACCAACAAAAAAUUAUUCUUAUAUAAUUACUACUUACAACAUUUAAUACAUUUUUGACUCACCAAGUUUUUUUUUAACGAUUUUAAAUAAACCCAAAAUUUUUUUUUACGUCACUAUUAUUACGUUUUAAAUUGAUUCUAGACUCCGUUUAUAUUCAACAUUUCGAUUGCGUCAAAUAAAGUCCCCCCAUUUUCUCGCACCGAGAAACACAUUGCCGCGUAUAAAACCCGAACUCGAUCGCCGCAACAUUUCAGUCAAUUCCCUUAUCCCUUACCAAGUGUUUCAACCCAAUAAUACUCCCUUAAUAAUAAUAACUUUAUAAAGUUAAUAUUAAUUUUGUUGUUAUAAAUAUAAACUUUUAUGUAUUUUAAUUUUUAAUAUGGAUCGUUUUUCAAUUCAUCAAAUUAAUAAUAAAAACAAUCAUAACGGUGUUGAUAACGCGGGUUUGCAACUUCAUGAAAAUGGGGUUCAUCAUCUUCAUGCUGGUAUCGAUACGUUACCGCAUUUAUUGACGACCACUUCAACUACUUGCUUAUACGAAGAGAAUCCGCAGAAAAGGAAGAGAUCUUUAGUGCAGUUAACCAGGGAGGCUUUACCACGGCUGGAAAAUUAUAGGAAUUCGAGGAGGGCUUUGAAACGACCAUCAUUGGGGGAAUUACAUGGAAGCGAUGAAAAAACUAAUAAGGAAAAUAAUGGUGGAAUUGAAGCAACAGAUUCAAACGCCCCAGGACACCAUGGAAUUAAACUUGGUUGGAUUCAAGGAGUUCUCAUUCCAUGUUUACUUAACAUUUGGGGUGUUAUGUUGUUUUUACGUUUAUCGUGGGUUGUUGCACAAUCGGGAAUCGGUGAAUCAAUUUUAAUAAUUGGUAUUUCCGCUGUCGUUUGCAUUAUAACUACUUUAUCAUUAUCGGCUAUUUGCACAAAUGGAGAAGUAAAAGGAGGUGGAAUUUAUUACAUAAUAUCAAGAUCGUUAGGUCCCGAAUUUGGAGCUUCAGUUGGGAUCGUUUUUGCCUUUGCAAAUGCUGUGGCAGCCUCGAUGAACACGAUCGGUUUUUGUAAUUCAUUAAACGAUCUUUUAGCAUCGAAGGGGUUGUCGAUAAUCGAUGGUGGCUUAAACGACGUCCGAUUAGUUGGUGUUAUUGCGCUUUUAAUAAUGAUUUUAAUCUGUGCCAUUGGGAUGGAGUGGGAGAGUAAAGCCCAAAACUUUUUAAUCGCAAUCAUCGCCGCUGCUAUUGUUGAUUUUUUGGUGGGAACAGCUGUGGGACCUUUAGAUGAUGAACAAAAAGCCAAAGGAUUUAAUGGAUUUAGUAUGGAAUUAUUCUCAACAAAUUUCCCAAGCGAUUACCGAAAACAAGACGGAAUUCCGUACGAUUUCUUCCAAGUUUUUGCGAUUUUCUUCCCCUCAGUAACCGGAAUUCAAGCAGGGGCGAACAUCUCCGGUGACUUAAAAGAUCCCGCCAGUUCAAUACCAAAAGGAACUCUUCUCUCCUUAUUAAUCUCGAUGGCUUCCUAUUUAAUCUUUGUAAUUUUCGCCGGGGGAGCCGCGAUGAGAGAUGCAAGCGGAAACAUCUCAGAUCUAAUUAACGGCACGUUAACUUCGUGCGUUGACGAUUCGAGUUGUAAAUAUGGGUUAUUCAACAGUUAUUCGGUGAUGCAAUUAAUGUCAUCUUGGGGUCCGUUUAUUUACGCGGGAUGUUUCGCGGCUACUUUAAGCACAGCUUUAACCAACUUAAUAUCGGUUCCAAGAUUAAUCCAAGCUUUAGGAAUCGAUCGGAUUUAUCCGGGAUUAAUUUUUUUCUCAAAAGGAUAUGGAAAAGCUGGGGAACCUUAUCGUGGUUACAUUUUAACUUUUUUUAUAUCAGCCUCUUUCGUAUUAAUAGCGGAAAUCAACGCAAUUGCUCCUUUAAUCUCCAACUUUUAUCUUGCAUCUUAUGCUUUAAUCAAUUUUUGUACUUUUCACGCAGCUUUAAUUAAACCUUUAGGUUGGAGACCAACAUUUAGAUAUUACAACACUUGGUUAAGUUUAGCCGGAUUCAUAAUGUGCGUUGUUAUAAUGUUCUUAAUUAACUGGCAAUCAUCCUUAAUAACAUUUAUAGUAAUAUUAGGACUUUAUUUGAUCGUUGUUUAUCGAAAACCAGACGUUAACUGGGGUUCAUCAACUCAAGCGCAAACAUACAAAACAGCUCUAACUACAGCAUUAAGACUAAUUAACAUCGGCGAGCAUGUUAAAAAUUACGAACCGCAAAUUUUAGUUUUAUGUGGUUCAACGCAAUCUCGACCGGCUCUUUUAGAUUUUGCUAAUUAUAUAACCAAAAAUAAUUCUUUGUUGAUCGUUGGGGAUGUCGUCGAGAAAAAAUUAACGCAUAAAGUUCGCACAACUCGUCGUAAAAAUGCCUACUCUUGGUUGAACGCCCAUAAAAUUAAAGCGUUUUAUACCGUUGUGGAUGGCGUUGAUUUUGAAACGGGGGCGAGAGUUUUAUUGCAAGGUAGUGGAAUUGGAAGAUUAAGCCCUAAUGUUUUAAUGAUGGGGUAUAAAAAUGACUGGAAAAGUUGUAAUACUCAGGAAUUAACGAGUUAUUUUAAUGUUUUACAUGCUGCUUUUGAUAAUCGAUUAUCCGUGGUGAUACUAAAACUAGCGGAUGGUUUAGAUUACAGCAAAAUAAUGGAAGAAGACGAAGCUUGCGCGAAUUCAAUGGAUACAUCUUUAAAUAACACAACAAAACAAGAAAGAGUCCCCCAUGAAAGGCAAUUAAUGCAUUGCGAUUCAAAUUUAAACAUCUCCCACAUCGAUUCAUCAACCCCAGAAACGAAUAACACAAUAGUUUCUUUACCCAGUUUAACAUCGUCUAAAACGUACUCAAUAACCAAAAAUAUGAAACAAAAAAAGAAUGGGGUUGCUGAAAAAAUCUUAUAUCGAAGCCAAUCGGGUCAAGAGCUUCACCGUUCAGUUUUAAAUAAAAUGUCGAUUUUUAAGAAAAAACAAGAUAAAGGAACGAUUGAUGUUUGGUGGUUAUACGACGACGGAGGUUUAACAAUGUUAUUACCAUACAUUAUUUCAACAAGAUCACAUUGGUCCCAAUGCAAAUUGCGCGUUUUCGCUUUAGCAAACAGCAAAGUCGAAUUGGAAGUCGAAGAAAAGAAUAUGGCAAAUUUAUUGGCGAAAUUUCGCUUGGAAUAUUCGAGUUUAAAGAUGGUUAAUCUUUCUGAUAAACCUAGCGAAAUCACUGUGAAAUUUUUCGACGAUUUAUUAGAAAAUUUUAAAACUUCCGCUGAAAUUAAAGAGCACGAUUGCAAAGUUACCGAAUCUGAAAUUUUAGCUGCGCAAGAAAAAACGAAUCGGCAAUUACGAUUAAGAGAGUUAUUAUUGGAGAAUUCGAGUGAUGCAAAUUUAGUUGUUAUGUCAUUACCAAUGCCUAGAAGAGGAACAGUUUCAGCCCCUUUAUACAUGGCGUGGUUGGAAGCCCUCACAAAAGAUUUACCUCCAUACUUAUUCGUUAGGGGCAACCAACAAUCCGUAUUGACGUUUUAUUCCUAAUUCCCAAUUAACCCAAUUUAAAGUAAGCGAAACAUUUACUUAAAAUGUACAAGAAAAAUACUUUUAACGUUUUAAAAAUAGGAUUAAUUGUUUCUGUAAUUAUUCUAAGUUCUAGUCUUUUUUAGAAUGUUUUUUUUUAAUCGAAUCUGAUUUAUUUUUAAGUGAUAUAUUUAUAUUUAUAAAUA